AUGGAAAACGAUUACGAAAACAUAUUUUUAGAAGAAGAAAAUUGUGCAGAUGCUUUGUCAGAUAUUCCUGACGAUUAUGACCAUAGUGACACUGGUGAUAGUGCCAGUGAAAGUGGAUUUGAUAAUAGUUUUUCUACAAGGCAUAGUCCGCGUGUCUAUAGCGAUUUUGAACACGAUGUUGAGUCCGACUGGAAUGAUGAUGACCCACCCCGAAAUAAUCUGUCAUUUGAAGGUAACCCAGGACUACCAUUUAAUCUAGAUAAAAAGAAUAUAGACGAUAUUGUGAGUCUGUUUUUUGAAGAUUAUUUAUUGCAAAUAAUUUCAUCUGAAACAAAUCGCUACUAUCAUCAGAACUCCAACGCUAGUAAAUUACCCAAGAAAACUAAAAAAUGGUAUGAUGUUACGGCUCCCGAAUUAAAAAUUUGGUUAGGUGUUAUUAUUAUAAUGGGACUAGAGAAGAAAAGUAAAUUGAGUGAUUAUUGGUCUACUAAUCAAUUCCAGCCGAUUAUCGAAGGGGCAGACAAUUAUUGA
This is a messenger RNA of Anastrepha ludens (Mexican fruit fly), 531 nucleotides long. RefSeq lists its product as uncharacterized. The coding region runs from base 1 to 531 and encodes 176 amino acids. NCBI's taxonomy places the organism in Eukaryota, Metazoa, Arthropoda, Insecta, Diptera, Tephritidae. The transcript has a single exon. The record is from RefSeq and is a predicted model, not a curated record.